ACAGCGGUCAGAGACACGAGAGCUUUCGUUCCUAAUAGUGGGGGCGAUUCGACAGAAAGAUAAAGAAGGAAGGAAAAUACCGUGGCUAGAAGAGGGGAUUACGUUCUGUUCUCAUCGGUGUACGCGUUGAGGCGAAGAGGAAGAGAGAGUGAGUGAGAAGCAUUGCCAAGCGCACACGGUAUGAACGUCCAGUGGCAUGUUUCAAACACUCGACAUGCUUGUAGUUGGCGCGAGGUUGUAGUAUCGUCGAAACGAAAGAGUAGUUUACGCGUAUUCUUGGCACUUGGAACAACGGACUCGAGAGAGUGUAGAAUCAUUGCCGAAGCCAUGUUCAAUUCGAUCCAUCAACAGAGGAAAAGUGUCUUACGGUAACUCAUGAACAGUGUUUCCGCGUAAGUAGAGAGAGAGAAAAAAAAACGAAAGAACAAGAAAAAGAAGAAACGGAAUGAAAUAACGUGUGCGGGGGGGAGGGAGAAAAAACGCAAGGCGAAUUCUGACAUUCCUCGAAGGCGAACGUCGCUUGUUGAUUCGCGCUGUCUUUCGCUGACGACGAGCAGCAAGGUUCAAUGCGAGAAGGAAAAGGGAGCACACGGUGAAAUGUACUCGAUAGUACCGGCAUUAGCGUGCACUUCUUAAAGCGGGUCGCCAGACGCAGAUGCUAUCCCGUCUCUGCUCCGAGAAACUCGUUGUCGUUCCUGUUGCUUCAAAAGGAGAACGACGUGAUUGGUACGCGCCUGAACAAUUUGCCCGUCUUCCUCGAAAAUUUCAUCAAUGAAAAAGGGUGCAUCUGAACGACGUUAGCUGGAGAAGUGUUCGCCGUUUCGAUUACCGGCACGGUGUUGUAAGUAUUUUUCCGAGCGAUCCUGCUUCUCUAUGGCGUAAAACGGAUGAUUUACGUCCGUUUUAAAAUCGGUAGAAAUUAAAAGGACAUCGGCAAGUGAUGCUGUAAGCUCCUAUGAACAAAAAGGGAUAAGAGUGUAAAAUAAAAGUGAACGACGGAGUGAGACGGCACAGGAAGGGUGAAAGUGUUUUUCAGUUUCUUUUUCUCUACUAAAUUCGGUCGUCGACUGGUGGUGUGAAGGCUGUGUGCUAUUUUACAUAUAUCUCUUUUUCCAUCUCGAUAUUGCAAAGUGACCAGUGCAAAAAAAAAGAAGAUACAAGAUACGAUAAUGUAACGGGCAUUCAUACGGACGGUCUUGUACAAAUGUAGGACCCACGGUACCGUCUCAAGGCAAGAAUACCAACAGUGGACUUUUCUUCGACGGCCAGCUAUGUUAACGGUGGAAUUCCGCUCGAGAGGAAUCUGAAGGCGGGGACUCUGACGUCACUCCGCUCAUGAUAAUGAGCGUGUAUGUGGCACGGGGAGUGUGUGCACGCGCGCACAGAUAUGUGCCUGUCGACUGGUCGGUGAUAGAGAGUUUUGGAUGGAUUUAGAGCGCAGUGAAAUAUGCCAAGGAGACGGAAUGGGGAGAUACCGCUUCCGGAAGGGUGGGACGUCGCGCAAGACUUUGAUGGAAAAGUGUAUUUCAUCGAUCACAACACAAGAAAAACAACGUGGAUCGAUCCUAGAGACAGGUUCACGAAACCUCAAACAUUUGCGGACUGCAUUGGAAAUGAACUCCCGCUUGGAUGGGAAGAAGCUUAUGACAAACAUGUGGGCGCAUAUUACAUUAAUCACGUUAAUCAAACGACGCAACUGGAGGAUCCAAGGCAAGAAUGGCGAGCCAUUCAGGAGGCCAUGCUUCGAGAAUACCUUCAGACCGCACAGGACGUACUCGAGGCAAAAAAGGAGAUCUACGAUGUGAAGCAACAGAGGCUAUGUCUGGCCCAGGAUGAGUACAAUCACCUCAAUAACGCUUUAACGACGCUCGGCGCUUCGCGCACAAGUUUAUGCUCCAGUUCAAGUUCAUUGAGUACCAAGUACGAUCCGGAUCUGUUGAAAUCUGAUGUCGCACUCGCGAGGAGUCGAGUUUCCCGGUUGAAACGAGAACUCGAACAGAUCCGAGCUGAAAUGAACUGUACACAGCGAGGGGUGGACACUCUUGCAAGCGUCGAGCAGAAAUUGAGCGGACAUCAUGGUGGUUGCUACAACAUCACGGAGGCUCAGGCGAUCAUGACGGAGCUCCGAAACAUUCAGAAGUCGCUGAGCUCGGGCGAGAAGGAGAAAGCUGAGUUGAUGCAGUCUCUGGCUCAAUUGAAGGACGAGCUGACGAGACUGCAGCUCUGCGAAGGCAGUCCCGAGGCCAGCACGCUUAGCUUACCUCAGGAGAAGCUUAGUACAGCCUCUCAGACCGAUCUGUCCGGUGAAUUAGUCCCAAUUGGCACUCGUCUGGCCGAAAUGGCACGGAUGAGGCUGCAGUACGACGAAGCGAGAAAAAGGAUACAGCACAUACAGCAACAAUUAGCGGACCUUGAGGAAAAAGUGACACCUGGCCAGACAGAAAGCGACAAGGAUAAGUUGCUACUCUUUCAAGAGAAAGAACAGCUGCUGCGAGAGUUGAGAAGCAUCACGCCACGUACCAGAACGCAACAGGAUAUGAAAAAGAUCCAGAGUGAGAUCCGUCGCCUCGAGCAGGAUCUAAACAACGCGCUUGAAUUGUCGAACAAGACAAUUACAGAUCGCGUGCGACUGCACGAGGAGAAGCAACUACUGUUGCAACAGUUGAGGGACGCUUUACGCUCGAUGGCGAUGCUCGAGGGUCAAUUGAAGACUCUUAGCGCGAGCACGCUCUCGGUUAGCAGUAGUUCCAGCCUUGGAAGUCUCAGCACCACUAGCAGCAAAGGUUCGCUCAGCUCUGGACUGAGUUUCACCGAUAUUUACGGUGGUCCUCAAUGUCUCGGACCUGUCAGCUCCCAGCAGGAACGACCAGUUGACAUGGUCGAUUUGCAUAGACGGGUAGAAAGAUUGCUCAGAGGUUCGGAACAAAAUAAUCUCGCCAGUACACCAUCUCCGGGUCGAUCGCAGCCGAGCUUAUCACCAAGAUCGAGUUUGUCCAGCGUCAGUCCACCGGUUUCACCAUUGUACGAAAAUGCUCCGAUGGGCCCACCACCAGCUUACGAACACGUAGAGAUGCAGAGACGACAACAUCAGAGAGCUACGACCUCCUCUAAUGUUCACUUAGACGGAAGUCAAUUAGAGGAUCGUUUGGCGGAACUUAGGCUUACUCAACAACAAACGUCGUCUCACGAACAAUUCUGCGUUGGUCCUCAGGAUCGUCUUAAAUUAGUCGGUGGUCCACAUCCACCCGUCGAAUUACAGUCUGGUAAUAUGUCUCAAGGAAGCGGCCUUGGCAGGCCUGUAUGUGUUAUACAGCAUCAAGUGCCUUCGCAAGAACCACCGCCUCUUUCGCCGAUAAGCGAAACACCUCCUCCUACUGGUAUUCGUUCAAGAGCCAGCAGUUCUGGCACGAAUACCAGAUCCGUCUCUGCUGCUGUUUCCGACGAAAGUGUCGCGGGUGAUUCAGGAGUAUUCGAAGCUUCUAACCGAAGGAAAUUUGCUGGAGCGAUUGGCGAUGUCAAUUCGUUGUCGCUUGGCGAGAUGAGCUUGGAGACGGCACAGGUGCAAAUUAAGCUUAGAUAUUCUGUAAGUGAUGGUUUGCUCCAUGUUGGAAUUGAACGUGCCAGAAAUUUGGCUGCUCUUUUUAUACCUAACAAUGCGCAAGUGUAUAUAAAAGCUGCAUUGCUUCCGAUGCAACCGCCCGUUAAUCACAUGUGUUGUACAAAACCUGUUGUGGAUCUGCGCAAACCAACCUUCGGCGAAACAUUCCCGAUUGCAGUGCCACUCAACAAACUGUACACGAAGACAUUGCAAGUUAACGUUUGGUGUACGGGCAGUGAGUCUGAGGAGUGCUUGGGAUCCGCCCAAGUGUCCCUUGCAGACUUUAGUCCAGAAUCGCCAAGCGUAAAAUGGUACAACAUACUUUCCUUUCGCUUCAUGCAACCAUCCGACAGCCCAAGUACUAGUACCAGCAAUAGCAAUAGCAUCUCCAUCAGUGUAACGAGGCAGGCCAAACACGACAAACAAGAAUCAGACUUAUCAAUGUAUCGUGUUGGACAGAAUACAAAAGAAGAAAGCAGCGACGAGAGUACAAUUAUCAGUUCUCAAACGUCGACUUUGACAAGAAAUCAGGGAUGCGAUGAAUUGCAAACGGCAAUCUCGUUAAGGCUGGAGGAGCUAGCUAAUUGCUUGGGAAGUCCGGAAGAAGAGGAUGAGAAUGGUGGAAGUGAAAGCGGAAGUGAAGACAGUGACGAAGAAGGAAUUAUCGUGGAAUUUACGGUGGAAGAUAAUGUUCUAGAAGACGUAUUAGAACAUGAGGAGGAUGAAGAAUUAAACGAAGAAGCAAGGCAGACUCAGGACAAGGAAACCAAUACUGAAUGCGUCUUCAUUCCAGAACAAGGAAAACAGAGAAAACUUUCAGCGGCCGGUGUUGUUUCUAGCGCUAUGCACGACGACAAAAAUUCUAUAGUAAUCAAAAGAAGUCAAACGUUUUCACCCAGUGCUGCAGUCAGUAAAAAUCACUAUAUUUGUCGGUUGAAUCGAAGUGAUAGUGAUAGUAGUAUGCCACUUUAUCGCAGAGGCGGUCCUUUCCAACGAAAUUCAGUUGAAAGACGUUCCCUACGAUGGCGAAGACCUUUGUCUGCUCUCAGUUGUAAAACUACUUCGAAAAAAUCCACUAAUUUGCCACCUACCGCUAGAACCUCGUUAGAUCUUGAAUUAGAUCUUCAAGCUCAGCACGCUAGACUCAAUAACCUCCAAGACGAGUUGAGUAGAUUGCGAGAAUUAAAGCAAAGGUUAGAACAAGCGCGAGAGAAGGGAGACAUAGAUUUUGCAACAUGGUUGUUAGAGGACCACAAGUUCCAGAACCUAAUGGCACAAGCUGAAAGUGGGAAAAACGGCAAAAGUGCUGAGGAUAAAAGAGUAGAGAAAAUGCUGAAGAAAACUUCGAAAGAAAUCUACAAAUUACGGAAAACAAAAGCUGGGAAAGGGAAACCUGAUAUUAUUUCAUUCAAAGAAAAAAUGGCUUUCUUCACACGCGUUAAUCUCAAUGUUCCUGUACUUCCACCUGAAGAUUCACUGUGUGAAAACCCAUCGUCACCAUCACCAUCAUUUAUUCAGCACAGGAGACAUGCCUCGGAACCAGUUACCACAGAGUAUAUGGUUAAUAAGCUUGGUGCUCAAGGUGUUUUAAAUUUGACUUCGCGGUCAAAUAGUGUUCCUAGCGGGAAUGCGUCUAUGGUGAAGACUGACGGUGCCGCGACCAAUAACGCGACUACAGUCACAAACGUGAUCGAGGACGUUCCGGCGAACAGUACAAAUAAACCUGUGAACGCGAAAGGCCGAUCUACUGAGGCAAAUGUGCAUUGUCAAGAAAACGGUCAAGGUGGCGAGAAAUCAACCGAAGAAAAUGAUGGUGAAGAGCCAAGGAGGUACGAAUACGUAGUCGACAGAGUUCUCGGUGUCGAAGUGUAACGUUUACACAUCCAAUUACCUUUGCCGAUAGACAAGUCGUUUGAAUCUUGGGUACGAAUUAAUGCGUAACACAGUCCGGUGAUUUGCGGAAGAUUGAAAGAAAGAAUAAGAGUAUAUUGUUUCCUCAUUUUUUCGAAUUCCAGGUGCCAUGCACGAUGAUUAAAGAAAAACUAGACGGAGAAUGUUUAUUCAAGUAUAUUUGAACGGCACACAGAUAGUGAUGCUAGUAUAACUAGUACAACAAAUUGAUGAACAUGUUGCUGGUAUUUGUUAUUGUUUUCUUUCUUUUUUUUUUUUAAUUAUUGAUUAUCGAUGCGACAACACAAUACGUUAAGAGAGUCAUUACCUUAAGGAAGACUUUCGAAGCAAUAGAGAAAAAUGCGUGAAACAAGCGCUCUGUACAUACAAGAAUCAUAAAUUAUUUAAAUGAGAUUUUAUGUGAGGAUUAUUUAAUUUCGAUUGAAUUCCAUCGGGUUCCUCCUUUGCAUCCGGGUAUAUUGCUAGAAUAACAUCGCUUUGCUCGCUUUUUCUUGCAUAUUUCCUCGUCAGAGCAUACACGGCCCCACCGAGCAGCUGGACUGCGAUAUUGAACAUAUAAUAAACGAAGAAAAAAAAAAAAAAGUAAAGGGAAAGAGGAAGAAGUUAUCGCCCUGGUUGGCUGAACUCUGCCUCAAUUCCAUUACUGCCAUUUCGUAACGUGUUCGCGUUAUUAUGCGUUUAACGAGGAGUUGAGUUUCCGUUUUAAUUAGAUAAUUCUCAAUCAUCUCAAAAAAUGUUACAAGGUGUAUUAACAUCGUAAAACUAUUUGUACUCUUGAUAAAAAAAAAGAUAUAAUGAGAUCGUAAAAUUAACCGGGACAAAAAUUAGAAAAAAUAUUAAUUAUCAUGAAAUUAAAAAAAAAAAACGACAGUGUUAAUACUAUGUACUUCUAACAGAUUCUAAUUGAUCAGCUAGACCAAUUAGAUCAAUUAUUACGUAUACUUAUGACCUCAUUAUAUGACAUGAUACAUAUUGAUACAAACGUCUACAUCUAUAUGUAUGUAAUAUUUGUAUUAAUCUUUGGACUACGGAUGUUCAUGCAGCGUCGCGGCGUAUGAUUAUUUUGAUCCACCGUUCGUAUAAAUUUUCAAACAUUUUUAGUGCAAAAUUUGCUGUUAUCUUUUAGCUAUUUUAAAAACAUUAUUCGUGAUAUUAUUUGAAUGUAUAAUUUUUUAUAUUUCCAUCAGACGAUUACAACAACAGCCGGGUCAAAAUAAUCUGAUAUUCUUUGAGCGAAUCCAAACAACGAGCCAUUAAUAUUUUAACAAUUGUAGGAAUAAAUAGAUGUACGUAUUGUUAGUAAUACGAGCAAAGCGAUUGAUCCAAUACAUUUUAUUUUUUAAUAUAGCAUGUACGAUUUUCUUUCUUUAAAGAUGUUAUUUCGUCGAAGCGGAAUUUAUGAUAUAAAUAAUAAUGCUUGUUUUUAAAAAAUUAAUUCAAAAGCACCGAGAGAUUACGAAAAUAAUGUUACAAAACACGAGAAUUAAACAUUAAUUUUUCUGUACGAUUGUUUUUUGCGUGUAUAUUGAGGAACCUGGUAGAGAUUGAAUUCUCUUCUGGAGAUUAAUGAAAAUCUUCCAGACAACAAUUAUGUAAAUAACUCUGUAUAUUUGCAUCGACAAUCAUGUUUAUGCAUCUAUAAAAUAUAAAUAUACGUAGAUACGAAUUAUAUACUUAUAUCCAUGUAUUUACGAGUGCGUGUGUGUGGGCAUAUAUGUUGCAACAUGCGUUGUGCAUGUGCAUGUAUGUAUGUAUCUAUAAUGCAUAUAGGACAGAGAAAAAUUCGAUUAAUUUGUGUAUGGUCCGUGGAUGCAUAUUUUUAUAGUAAAAUAUGUGUAUACAAUUCGUAUAAUAGCUUUUGUUACUUCUUUGACAAUACAGAGGAAGAAACGGAAGCUUCUUGUGUAGAAUUACGCUAUCAAAGGACCUAUUACAUCUGUAUGUAUUUAAUUAAUAUGUUGUAUUAACGUAUUAUAUACCAACGUGACGUUUUGUCUUACUCUGUUGAAUCAAGUAUAACAAUGAUGUCAAUGACAAAUUCUAAACAAUAUUGGGCGAUGAUGGUCACGAAGUGCGAUUAUGAUAAACGGUAGUAAAAUAAAAAAAAAAAAACAACGAUAAUGCUGUUAAUAACGGUAUCAAUGAUAAUUGCGGCAAUGAGUAUAAUGAAAUAUGAAUCAUGGUACUGAUAUCGAUAAGAAUAGUAGUAACGGUAAUAAUAAGUUCGUAAUGAAAUAUACACAUACAUAAACACGUACAUCCUUCGAGAAACAACUACAUUAUGACUUGUAAGUAAUGAUAAUGAUUUAAAUGGUAGUGAUUCAUAUGAUAACGAUUAAAAGAAAAAAUACAGUAUA
Messenger RNA from Frieseomelitta varia, 7866 nucleotides. RefSeq names its product protein kibra (gene kibra). Gene Ontology annotation, molecular function: molecular adaptor activity; kinase binding. The coding region runs from base 1448 to 5470 and encodes 1340 amino acids. NCBI's taxonomy places the organism in Eukaryota, Metazoa, Arthropoda, Insecta, Hymenoptera, Apidae. The record is from RefSeq and is a predicted model, not a curated record. Gene Ontology annotation, cellular component: cytoplasm. The transcript has 13 exons. Gene Ontology annotation, biological process: regulation of hippo signaling; negative regulation of organ growth; cell migration.